Lathyrus sativus (Indian pea) is the source of this 990-nucleotide messenger RNA. Lineage: Eukaryota; Viridiplantae; Streptophyta; Magnoliopsida; Fabales; Fabaceae. The record is from the annotation of a GenBank genome assembly.
AUGGAGAAAGAGAUUGUGGAAAACCUUUGGAAUGGUGAUAGUGAAGCUCAAAUUCAAGCAGCAAUGAAACUUAGUAGAUUGUGUAGUAAGCAAAAACACAAUUUGGCAGAAAGUGGAGUUAUGGUCCCUCUGGUUUCCAUGCUCCAUUCUGAAAACUUUGAAGCUAUAGAAGCUUCUCUUUAUGCUCUUCUAAACCUUUCCUUUGGCAGUGAAAGAAACAAGAUUCGGAUAGUCAGGUAUGGAGUUUUGCCAAUUUUGCUGAACCUCCUCCAUUGUGAGAGCCAGACAGUGAUACAAUUGUCACUAGCAGCCAUGUUAACACUUUCCUCAUGCAAGAGAAAUAAGAUAGCUAUAGCUUCAUCUGGUGCAGUUCAAAUUUUGGUUGAAUUUAUCAAUAGUAGUAACACUCAAACUCAAUCUCAACUAGAUGCUAUAGCUACUCUCCAUAACCUCACAACUUGCCAAGAGAUUAUUCCAUUGAUUGUAUCUUCUGGUGUUAUACUUUCCUUGCUUGAACUGAUCCACGGCUCGGUAAAAUCGUCUUCAUCGGUUGAGAAAGCAAUAGGGUUGCUAGAAAAGAUUGUUUCUUCAUCAGAGAGUGCACUUUGUCAGACUGCUAAUACCGGAGGAGCGAUUCGGAUACUGGUUGAGACUAUUGAAGAUGGAUCAUCACUAGGCAAAGAGCAUGCAGUUGGUAUACUUCUCCUUAUAUGUCAAAGCAGCAGAGAAAAAUAUAGAGUAUUGAUUUUGACAGACGGGGUGAUGCCAGGAUUGCUUCAGUUAAGUGCUGCUGGAACGUGCAGAGCCAAAUCCAUGGCUAGAGAAUUGCUGUUGCUUCUGAGAGACUGCUCGAGUUGUAGCUCGAGACAUAGACAAAUUAAUCAUGAGCUUAUUGAACAGAUAAUGGACGAGAUUGAUGCAGAGGGAGAGAAAUUGGGACAUACUACUUUGAGAUUGGUAGAGGAGAUGAUUGCAAAGCUCAAUACAUAA